AUGAAGCCCCCAUCAGAACAGAAGGCAGCCCGACGGUCGGCCUCUGACAUCCGCGUGUUCGCCAGCAGCUGUACACUGCAUGGGUUGGGGCAUGUCUUCGGCCCUGGGGGCCUGACCCUGCGCCGGGGGUUGUGGGCUGCAGCUGUGCUCCUGUCUCUGGCUGCCUUUCUCUACCAGGUGGCUGAAAGGGUGCGUUACUAUGGAGAGUUCCACCAUGAGACAGCCCUGGAUGAACGCGAGAGCCACCAGCUCACCUUUCCAGCCGUCACCCUCUGCAACAUCAAUGCACUACGCCGCUCACGCCUCACACCCAAUGACCUGCACUGGGCUGGACCUGCACUGCUGGGCCUGGACCCUGCUGAACACGCGGCCUUCCUGCGUGCCCUGGGUCGGCCCCCUGCACCACCCGGCUUCAUGCCCAGUCCCACAUUCGACAUGGCACAGCUCUAUGCUCGUGCCGGCCACUCCUUGGAGGACAUGCUGCUGGACUGCCGCUACCGUGGCCAACCGUGUGGGCCUGAGAACUUCACUGUGAUCUUGACCAGGAUGGGACAGUGCUAUACAUUCAACUCAGGUGCCAACGGGGCACAGCUGCUCACCACUCCCAAGGGUGGUGCUGGCAAUGGGCUGGAGCUCAUGCUGGAUGUGCAGCAGGAGGAGUACCUGCCUGUGUGGAGAGACAUGGAGGAGACUCCGUUUGAAGUGGGGAUUCGAGUGCAGGUCCACAGCCAGGAGGAGCCGCCAGUCAUCGACCAGCUGGGCUUCGGAGCUGCUCCUGGCUACCAGACCUUUGUAUCCUGCCAGCAGCAGCAGCUAAGCUUCCUACCUCCACCUUGGGGAGACUGCAGUUCUGUGUCUCUGGACCCUGACUUUGAGUCAGAACCCUCUGAUACCUUGGGUUUCCCUGAGCCCAGCCCCAACCCCAGCCCUCCCUACAGCCUAAUGGGGUGUCGCUUGGCCUGUGAGGCCCGCUAUGUGGCUCGCAAGUGUGGCUGUCGAAUGAUGCACAUGCCCGGAGGCGCACCCGUAUGCAGCCCCCAACAGUACAAGGAUUGUGCCAACCCAGCCCUGGACGCCAUGCUGCGGAAGGACGCGUGCGUCUGUCCCAACCCAUGUGCCAUCACACGCUACGCCAAGGAGCUCUCCAUGGUCCGGAUCCCGAGCCGUGCCGCCGCCCGCUACCUGGCUCGAAAAUACAACCGCAGCGAGGCCUACAUCACGGAGAAUGUGCUUGUCUUAGACAUCUUCUUCGAGGCCCUCAACUACGAGACGGUGGAGCAGAAGGCGGCCUACGAAGUGUCGGAACUGCUAGGUGACAUUGGGGGCCAGAUGGGGCUGUUCAUUGGGGCCAGCCUGCUCACCAUCCUUGAGAUCCUAGACUACCUGUGUGAGGUGUUCCAAGACAGAGUUCUGGGGUAUUUCUGGAACCGAAGGCGCUCCCAGCAGCACUCCAGCACCAAUCUGGGCUCCCACCCCUCCCUGUGCCAUCACCAAGACUCUCUCUGCCUCCCACCGCACCUGCUACCUCGUCACUCGGCUCUAGCCCUUUCAUCCAGGUCCCUGUGGCCACAACUCAACGUUCUGGACGGAGCCAGCAUAUGUGUGUCUUAG
Molecule: messenger RNA, 1611 nt
Organism: Ochotona curzoniae (black-lipped pika)
Lineage: Eukaryota; Metazoa; Chordata; Mammalia; Lagomorpha; Ochotonidae
Gene: ASIC3
Product: acid sensing ion channel subunit 3
Exons: 10
Coding region: 1-1611 (536 amino acids)
Biological process (GO): sodium ion transmembrane transport
Cellular component (GO): membrane
Source: RefSeq, a predicted model, not a curated record